CUGCAUGUUGACGAUCCGCUCCUCUCCUAUCCAGGAUCACGAACUUUUCAAUCGCUGAGUAUAUAAUAGUACGUUAGAUCGGACACAUCUUGAUGAUGUUGAUGUAAAGUUUCUGCUGGCUUGCAUCACUGAUCAGCCAGUGCCGAUGUACAUAACUUUGCAGCUAGAGAAAAUUCAGUCUGUCUGCAUAUGAGUUAUCGCGGGAGAUAACUCGAACGGGAUUUCGGAAACGAAUAAAAUGUUUGCAAGGGCUUACAAAAAAGAUGCACAUCAACCUGUAGCGCUUUAAAUUAUUAAUGAUAAUUAUUCUAAUCAUAUCUAAAUUACAAAAUCUGAUCUGAUCUACUGAUUUAUGGUAUAUUGCUCUAUGUAAAAUGAAACACCAUCCUGACGGUUCUCAGUACCAAAAAUUUACGCAAUAUGUGACGUCAGCGGGAACGAGACUCGAGUACAAAGUGAAUGACAGAGCAUGACAAAAACAUCCCUACACGGAUAUGGAGUUUGUACUAUUUGGAUGGAGGUGUGAACAUGAUGAGAUGCCUGUUGGCUGUAUAAAAGAAGAGAAGAAAAGAUCCUUCCAUAUUUUUCCAGAGUGUCUUUCCGCCAUUAAUAGCAGAGAACCUUUUAAGUUUGCAGAUUUGCAAAGACUCUUUGGAAAAGAUUUUAAAAGCAUGACAACCAACAGCAUUCUGGAAGAAUUCAUGGAUGCAGUGAUUGAUGAACUAACAAGCCUUUUCGAGAAGUGGAAGAAGAAGAAAUUUGAAUUAUGUUCUUAUCUAAAUAAAGAAGAUUUUCCUAAGAAGAUAAUUGUCAUUGUUUUCUGUUAA
This is a messenger RNA of Magallana angulata, 827 nucleotides long. RefSeq lists its product as uncharacterized. The transcript has 5 exons. The record is from RefSeq and is a predicted model, not a curated record. Lineage: Eukaryota; Metazoa; Mollusca; Bivalvia; Ostreida; Ostreidae. Bases 495 to 827 code for a protein of 110 amino acids.